Messenger RNA from Maylandia zebra (zebra mbuna), 2020 nucleotides. Lineage: Eukaryota; Metazoa; Chordata; Actinopteri; Cichliformes; Cichlidae. The record is from RefSeq and is a predicted model, not a curated record.
UCCUCAGUGUCCCUGUGUGCAGAUUUCAGAAAAGCACAAAUGACUGAGGCUGAAAAACCUUCAUACAGUCUACUGGUAACUGGGUCUCCUGAAUGCAGCAAUGAAGCAAAGCUUGAAAACCCUUUUGGAGCUUCUCCCUGGCAAGCAGAAACCCAUCCAGAUGUUGAAAAUCAUACAGGAGAAACACCUGUAGGGACUGAGUUUAAUUCAGUGAGCAGCACCCUGCCACCAAGCUCCCACCUGCACAUCUGCUCCACAGCUUUCUGCUGCCUGACUCGCUCUCAAAGUCACUCAUCUUUAUUGAGCAACGUACCAAGGAACAACUUAACACGGGCAGCAAGCUUACCAUCCAUGAAGUUACAUGAGUAUACACCCAACAUCAGUGUUGAUGAUUUUGGUGAUGAAACCUACAUGUUCCAGUGCUCCUGUCCAGGCCUGUACCAGUGCAGUGUGACCAACCUGGUGUUUGUCAUGAAGGGAGAAGGAGAUGUGGUUUACAGGACUGUCCCUUGGAACAGAAGGCUGCUGGCCCAACACCACAAGAAGCCUGCAGGACCUCUGUUUGACAUCACGUGUCCUCAGCAGUCUGUGUGUCAGCUUCAUAUCCUACACUGUGAGGUCAUCUCCACAGGUGGAGGCCAGUUCUUGCAGGUUGCUCAUGUGAAAGAAGAGGGCAUCGAGUUUAUCCACCCUCACAAGAUAACCAAAACUCAUGCUAUUAUAAAUAUCGAAGGGUUUUCUGCUUAUGGUAAUGUCAAGGAUGAAGACUCUCCUCCUGACCCAGUCCAAUCAUUGGUUCUGCUCUUCUACAAACCCCCAAACGAUUGUAAUCCCAGAUCUGUCCUCAGUGUGUUCAUGUUGCCACGUAAUAUUGUGUUCCCCAAAAUGCGGCGUGACAGGAAGAAGUCAGACAAAACUGAGAUAUACAUCGAGACAACCUCUGACUGCAAACUGCAUCCAAAGCAGGCUUACACUCUGGCCACUGAUCCUGAACAUGACCUCGUUAAAGUUAAACCAAAACAAGCUGAUUUUCAAGAGGAGUCCUUCGAAAGCUACUUCCCAUCAUUUCAGGUGUUCUUAAAGGAAGUCUUUACAGAUAUUAAUCUGUGUCUGAGAGACAAGAGCAGCUCCACCUGUGUUUGGGAAACAGAGGUUUGUCUUUUUCCUACUGGAGGAACAACUGGUACUGUGAAAUCUUUGGAUGCUGGUCCAGAAAAGAUACGAAGGAGCUUCAUCGAAAGUAUAUCAGGACCUGUUCUCAGCAGUCUGCUGCACCACCUGCUGGAAAAAAAAGUGUUAACUAUAGAUGAAGUGGACGAAGCAAAAACAGUGAAAAACAGAAAAGAUAAAGCUAGUUGGGUUUUUGACACUGUGAGCAGGAAAGGUGGUGAUUCAGAAAUGUUUGAGGUUCUCCGUGAGGAGGAUCCCUUUCUCUAUAAACAUCUAGGUUUGAAAUAAAAUGGAGAGCUGUCACAUACAGAUGAUCUUGCUAACAGCCACUGUCACUAAACAUAACAUUCUCAGUGCUCCUAGGACAGUGCUGUCCAAACGCUGAAUUUGUACCUACCUAGCUGUUAAUCUCUUCAAGGAGUAAAGAAAAACGCAUUACUCAUCGAUUUAUUCUUAUUGACUUGUAGCAUUUUAUGACACACAACAAUUAUAGAUGUGUAAUUUUUAACUUUUUCAUGGCAUGAUAGUGUAUUUCUUAACAAUAUCUAUUUGUUUCAUGUAGUUUUUAAUAUUAUAUUUAAACAUUUUCAUUUAAACCUUUCGCCAAAUGUGUGAUUGCAAAUUUCUGCAUGUUUUUUUGUUUUGUUUUAGAAUUUGAUUUUUUUUUUCCUGCGUACUUCUGAUGUUAUAAGUUUUAAUUUAAUUUUUUGUUGGGUUUUUAUUUUUUGGUUCAUGGCAAUGUCUGCAGGAUAUUUUCUGAUAUAUUUACUGUAUAAUUACUGAUUUUUGCCUUGUCAGAUUAUUGUAAACUCUUUCACUUUUACCAACAUAAAAUCACAUCUUAAUUAAA